Pisolithus orientalis is the source of this 3819-nucleotide messenger RNA. RefSeq names its product RNA dependent RNA polymerase-domain-containing protein. The coding region runs from base 39 to 3713 and encodes 1224 amino acids. Gene Ontology annotation, cellular component: nuclear RNA-directed RNA polymerase complex. The record is from RefSeq and is a predicted model, not a curated record. Gene Ontology annotation, biological process: siRNA processing. Gene Ontology annotation, molecular function: RNA-directed RNA polymerase activity. Lineage: Eukaryota; Fungi; Basidiomycota; Agaricomycetes; Boletales; Pisolithaceae. The transcript has 14 exons.
CAAAAGGCAGCCCUAAAGUCGCCUCAGUACUGACUGGAAUGGCAAGCAGUGCCUUCCAUCUCUCAAGUACCCUAAUCGAUCGAUCUCAUCUUCGACUCGACGCUAUGGAGUUCGAGAUCUGGAACGUACACACCCAAGCAACCGUGUACGACGUGACGAAAGCGAUAGCAGAUCAGGUUCUGCACAAGUGCCCUGGUCUGUUUGUCACCGAUAGCGAACAACGCUUACCCAACUUCCAAGUGGUGCUGAAUGCAAACGAUUGCGGUGGGGUGAGAAACAAUGGCAACGGUACAUUUACUGUCACAAAGGCAACCGGCAAACGAUUCAACCAAUUAAACGUUCGGCGUGAAAUCUCUGUUAUCGUCAAGGAAAAGAAAUUGAAAUUUCGCCCCACUCGGGAACAUGUCAGUAUGGCCACAGAGAUGACACUAGAAAAGGCUCCUUUCAUCGAUCCGGAUAUCGAACGGCAGCGCGAGGAGAAACUUGUCGCACUUCAGGAUGGUUUUGUUGUUUGCAGGGUCCAAAUCGGCACUUUCUACUGUCCGGAUAACACAGGACAUCGCGCUUUCUCCAUAGAAUGGGAGAAGGACCUCAUGCGGAGAAGCAUGGCAUGGCUUAACUUUGAGUACGAUCAUAAGCUGAUGCGAAUCGAGAUAGGCGACUCCACGACGGAACCCACGCGCUAUAGCGUUGUGGUGAAUUUCGACAAUAUAUAUAAACUGGGGAUGGGUUGCGACUUUGCCGAAAACUAUAUUUGCUUUGAUUUGCUGAGACCUCCUGUGUUUCAGCAGGAGGAAAUGCAUCGCCCUCAAGACAUAGGUUGUGACAAAAAGUUCCGUCAGCGUGUAGGUGAAUUAUCCGCAGGUCAUGGCGCCGUUGCUCCUUAUGCCCAUCAUCUUCGUGUCGUUCUCUUUGACGACAGCGACGCUUACAAAGGCGAUAUACUCGAUAGGUUUGCCAAGUCCUGUGUUGUGGCAGGCCUCCGCCCACCAAAAAAGGCUAGGAUAGACGCCAGGAAAAGAGAGUUUUUCACUUCUCAAAAUCUCAACCGCGUGAGCAAGUGGUUAGGGGAACUUCGCACCAACUGGCGAGUUACUUUCCAGAUUGAGGCCUUGUUAAGGAACGGGUCUGCACACACACUUGAAGUGUUAGCACUCAGAUCCGCAAUCGAUAACCUUAUCCAUGACUACGGCGAUCGUGCAGGGGAAAUCAUGCGCUACUUCGCAGAGGCUGCAGCCAAUCGGCCUACGGUGCAACCGCUGCAGGAAUGUUUCCAAACAGUUCUGCAGAGGAAGCUCCGUCGCCGACGAUUCACUCCUCCACCUGGACACUUUUCCUGCCAUCAUGUUACAUUCACGCCGACUCGACUUCUAUUAGAAGGACCGGACGUCACCCAGUCCAACAGGGUCAUACGCGAUUUCGAAGGUUACGAGGAUUACUUCCUUCGAGUCUCCUUCCGUGACGAAGACCGUCUGCAUUACAGGUGGACUCGAGACGUGGACAGUGAAUCCUACUUGCAGGGACGGGUUGGAAAGGUGCUGAAGGAGGGAUUUGACCUUGCAGGAAGACAUUUCGAUUUUUUGGGGUAUUCCUCCUCUGCUCUCAGGAGUCACACGGUUUGGUUUGUAAGCCCCUUCCGUCACCCUGAGAAAGGAUGGGUAACAGCCAGGAGCAUACGUGCCAGCCUUGGAGAUUUUAGAGAAGUCAUUUAUUCUCCGUCCAAGUAUGGUGCGCGCAUGGCGCAAGCCUUCACUGCAACUGACCCUUCUGUCAGACUCCAUGAGUUCCAGUGGAGUGAAAUACCUGACAUCGAAGAAAGGGGUAUUGUGUUCACGGAUGGUAUCGGAACGAUAUCUCAAGGACUGGCCCGUUGGGUAUGGCAAACCUUGUGCGAAAAUUGGUCUGACCACGGUGAAAAUGCUGUCCAACCUACUGCUUACCAGAUUCGUUUCCUCGGCUACAAAGGAAUGGUGUCUGUCGAUCCCAACCUGGAAGGCAUACAUAUGUGUCUUCGCCCAUCGAUGAAAAAAUUUGAUGUCCCGGGGAAGGACUACGCAGACAUUGAGAUUGCGUCUGCGUUUACGAGACCAAAGAGACCCAACCUGAACAGACCACUGAUAACGGUACUCGAGGAUCGCGGAGCCCCAAGACAGGCAUUUUUGGACCUCCAAAACAACGCCGUGGCUGACGCGCGACGAGCUCAUGAAUCAGCGGCAAUGUUCAGCGGAUUAUUGGAAAAGCAUAGGCUUUGCAAGGAUUUCUGGCUCACAGACACUCUGAGGAGGCUGAACGCCUUAGGGCUUGAGUUAAAUCCAAACCGUAUGCAACGACCGCUGGAUACCCCUUUCCUUUCCCGGAUCCGUUCGUCAGCCAUUAACCAUGUUCUGCGCGGCAUCAAGUAUCGCGCGCGUAUUCCCAUUCCAGAAAGCUAUAUGCUUCCUGGCGUUGCAGAUGAAGGGCCAGCAUAUGUCAACCGGGGAUACAAGAACGUAUACUGCCUUCCCCAGGGAAAGAUUUUCGCGUGUAUACAAAAUCCCGGUGAUGAGGAACCCACGUGGAUCAAAGGGAUGUGCCUUAUAUCCAGGAGUCCAGUCAUACACCCUGGUGAUGUGCAGCGCGUGUACGCCAUCGGAAAACCGCCUGAGGACCAGAUGUGCGUGUUUGCUAAGCUCAAGAACGUUGUGGUUUUUGCUGCAAGAGGGACCCAGUCGUUACCGAACUCACUAGGAGGCGGAGAUCUGGAUGGAGACUUGUACGAAGUGAUGCAAUAUGGACCACUUCUGGUUCCUGAACAUCACAACCCGGCCGCAUACCCCUCCACAAAACCAUACAGGCUCGACCGACCAAGCACCAUACAUGAUGUAUGCGACUUCAUCGUCGAGUAUAUUAACUCCGAUGUCGUGGGCUUAGUAUCCGACAAGCAUAUUGUGAUAGCAGAUCAGUCAAAAGAUGGAUCUUUGGAUUCCGCUUGCCUCAAACUCGCGGAAUUACAUAGUCGGGCCGUCGACUACCCCAAGAACGGCAACAAAGUCGAACUUCAUCACUUGCCGAGGUCACUGGUUGCUUUCAAGCCCGACUGGCACGAAUCAGAACAGUCUGACCAAUCUAACAAUCGCAAAGUAGAUUACUACGAAUCUUCUAGGGCAUUGGGGUACCUGUAUCGCAACAUCAAGCUCGAGGAAUUGCCCAAUUGCGCGCACCCCGGCACAGAGUCCGCUCUGAGCAAAUCUAUAUCAAGUGCCUUCCAACGGCACGUGCAACGCAAACUGCGGGGCUAUGUGCCUCGGGAAGGCCAAUUCCUGGAUAUAGACACAGUUUAUGCCGGAUAUCGGGAAGAGCUCAGAUAUAUAUCCACGACGUACUCCCUUUCGAAGACUGCGCUGACCGAGGAAGAAUUGGUAAUUGGGGAGAUACUGGCGAAUUGCUCCAACGAACGAUACAGGAGGGAUCGGGUGUAUGCAAUGAAAGAAAGCUUGUCGUUUCUCCUUCGUAUUACGAGGCAGGACCUUGUCGGGGAGCUGAACGGAGCCUCGGAUGAAGAUUUACGUGGGAAGCUAGCACGUGCAUGGGACGCCUGGUCCUUUAGUCAAGAUAAUGAGGGUACCUCCAUCGAAUCUGGCAACUCGCUGUUUGGAUUACGCAGCUUCGGUUUAGUUGCGCUUGGCCUUCUCCUGGAAUGUUUGGCGAGACUCGGCAGCCUACCCCCUCUGUAGCAAUAUUUCUGUCACUAGUUAAUUGUAUGUACCAUUGAUGUAAAGUGCACCCCCGCCUGUACUUCCAGGAUAUGUCCCCUUUUUUUUAGCGUCAAUAACUAGCGGA